Molecule: messenger RNA, 2014 nt
Organism: Sphaerodactylus townsendi
Lineage: Eukaryota; Metazoa; Chordata; Lepidosauria; Squamata; Sphaerodactylidae
Gene: VRK2
Product: VRK serine/threonine kinase 2
Exons: 14
Coding region: 284-1702 (472 amino acids)
Biological process (GO): peptidyl-serine phosphorylation; signal transduction
Cellular component (GO): cytoplasm; nucleus
Molecular function (GO): ATP binding; protein serine/threonine kinase activity
Source: RefSeq, a predicted model, not a curated record
GUCCCACGUGACGCGGCGCUGUACACAGCCGGGAACUUCCCUCUGGGUCUGGCCCGGCUUUUGGUGGCGCCUGGAAAGGAACAGAAAGAGAGAGGCGAGAGAGGGCCGUGGUCCGUGGCAGCCUCUUCGACCGCUGCCCAGGAGCUGAGCCUCACAGCGGGGCUUGGGGGGAGGCUCCAUUUUGUCUGGCUUUUGUUCUUGUGGGUCCUUAUUUUCCACAACAUUGCCUGAUUGUUGGAAGACGGCACUUCUAAUUCUUUUGCUUGUGGCACAGAAUGUUGAGAUGCCUCCUAAACGGCAGAGAAAAAACAACCUCCCUGUUCCCCUUCAAGAGGGAAUAAUCCUGAAAGAUACUGAGAAGAGAGAGUGGCGACUGGGUCGUAUGAUUGCCCAUGGAGGGUUUGGACUGAUCUAUCUAGCUUCCCCUCACCUUGAUAUUCCUGUAGAUGAAAAUGCAGAACAUGUCAUUAAAGUGGAAUACCUUGAGAAUGGGCCAUUGUUUUCCGAACUGAAAUUCUACCAGCGAGCUGCAAAACAAGAGUCCAUCAACAGAUGGAUGACAUGCAGGCGCUUAGCUUUUCUAGGAAUUCCUAGAUUCUGGGGAUCAGGCCAGACAGAACACAACGGCAAAAGUUACAGAUUUAUGGUGAUGGAAAGGUUAGGAGAGGACCUUCAGACCACCUUUGAACGAGAAGGACGAAGGUUUGACAAAGGAACUGUACUUCAGAUUGGGGUAGGAAUGCUGGAUAUUUUGGAAUAUAUACAUGAAAAUGAGUAUGUUCAUGGAGACAUUAAAGCGGCAAAUUUGCUUUUCGGCUACAGGAAUCUGCAUGAGGUUUAUCUUGCAGAUUAUGGACUCGCCUACAGAUAUUGUCCCAAUGGGAACCACAAAGAGUAUCGGGAAAAUCCUAAAAAGGGCCAUAAUGGGACAAUAGAGUUUACCAGCUUAGAUGCCCACAAGGGAGUAGCACAAUCCAGACGAGGGGACCUUGAAAUCCUGGGCUACUGUAUGCUGCAGUGGAUUUGUGGGAAGCUGCCCUGGGAGAAGGACCUGACGAAUCCUGAAGCUGUACAAGCAGCAAAAACAAAGUUCAUGGAUGAACUUCCAGAUUCAGUGACCAGAUGGGCUCCUCCGGGAAUAAGCUGUGGUGAAAUAGCCACAUUUUUGGAAAAAGUUUCUAAUCUAGCAUAUAAUGAAACGCCACAGUAUGAGAUGCUGAAGAAAAUCCUCCUAAGUGGCCUAGAACACAGAGGACGCUGUUAUGACCCUUUCAAUUUUACCACUGUUACAAGCACUCUGACUGAACAUACCAGUAACCCCAAGAAAACAGAUUUGCCAAAACCGACUCCAAAACCUGGGAAAGAAGCAAAAGAGAUCAAGCAGGAAAAUAAGGGACUUCCCUAUCAGAGAAAAGCCAUUGUGAGAAGACAAGAUGAGCAGCUGCAGGCCCAAGUGAGCAAGCCUCUUCAGAGUCAAGUGGCAAGUAAAGAACCUCCAUCUGGGACAUGUCUGUUUCACAAGACCUUCCAGAAAGUUGAAGAAAAAUCCAUACAAAAUGGAAUUACUUAUUCACCAGUCUGUCAACCUUUGUCUAGCUCUUCCAGGUGGAGCAACCCUGUACUAAGUGAAGAACUGUACCGAUAUAUUAUAGCUAUUGUUGUGCUCCUACUGUUAAUACUGCUUUCUUUGUACUUCCUCUGAGAUCAUCUUUGGUGUGUCUGUUUCCAGAGAGCAGGGCUAGGCAGUUACUGGUUUUCUGAACUUCCACUUCAAGGUUUCUUCAGACAUUUUCAAAGUGAUUUGCUGGAUUUUUUUUAGGAAGCAGAAGGAGGGAGGGUGUCAUUAGAAAGAGUAUUUGAUAGAUCAUCUAAACUUUGCUUACUAUAUUUUCUAAUUGUAUUACAAAUAGUACUUUGCCAGACUUAUUUUCAGUUUUAAAUCGAGUGAUUAAAUUUCAUAUUCCUACAAAGGAACACACUUGAGUCUUUCAAAUACAAGCGUUCAGAACUAUAA